AUGGACACCUCACACGAUAGAACAUUAAAUGCCACGGCUUUAAACAACAAUGUAGUGGCCAGUAAUAUAUCCAACAACACACUACUCAAUAAUGGUAUGAACACCACCGCAGUGUCAGCCUUGGAGGUAUUCUCUCCCGAAAAGAUCAUUAAGACCCUGCAGGAAAAAGAAGACUGCUCGGAUGACCUUGUCGAGAUAAUAAGGACGACCCAGAGUCUUCAACUAAAGAAGCUUGCCAAUAUUUUUCUCAAGGUCCAAAAUUUUGAAAUUGAGAGGAUAAUUGAGCUGACAGUAUCGAAGACGAGACUGCACAGAUUUAACUCAACUUUUUUAGUCCUUUCUUUGAUAAAAUCAAGCUAUUUGAGCUCAAAGAUGCUAGACAAGAUCGAGAUUCUGUUUCAGAGUGUGUUUAUUUCUAGAUUCAGGGACAUCGAUCCAAGCAUCAGGGCCAUGUGUGUACAAUUUCUGUCUGAGUGGAUAUGCGCUAGCAAUGCAUUGAGGAAUAUGGACUACUUAAAGUACAUCGGAUGGUCACUCAAUGAUAGAAAUGACUCAGUUAGGAGAAAGGCUGUCAAAUCAUUUCUGAAAAUUUCAAAAUUUUGUAAGCCAAAAGCCAAUUUCAGUGAUGCUGUCAAUCCUGUUGAGAGGUUCGUUGAAAAGUAUAAAUCAAGAUUGGUUGAAGUUGCACUUCAAGACUGCAAUCCAAAUAUUCAGAAGGAGUGCUGCAGGGCAAUAUUAUCUAUUUUUCUUAAGAAUGAACAGGUCUUUGCCACUGAAGAAAUCCUUGCCAUUAUUUCCAAUGAUGAUUCCUGCAAUGAUCUUAAGUUUCUGGCUCUGAAAAAGCUGUGUCCUGAAGGAAUCUGGGAACUUGAUAGUUUACACAAUAUUCUCAAGCAAACAAAAAGCCAUGUCUUUAAGAACCUUAAGCUUUCUGACAGUGACGUUGAGUCGUUCAUUCUAAAUAUCUGUGAGUUCAUUAGGAAUAGGUCUGCCUGUUGUGAUAAUAACCAUGUGUGUUUUCUUGAUAUUUUGACGGCUAUGAGCUUCAACACUGAUCCUAUUAUAUUUUUAGAUCUAUUUGAGGUUGUGAAGGAUAACAGCAAUAACAUCAGGCUAGUAGUUCAAGCAUUGUGUUCUGUUUCUUCGUUUGCUAAUUUUCCAGGCUCUACCUUCAAAAUCUUGGAAUAUUUAAGGAAAAUGGCUGAAAAUAAUGACAGCUUUAUUGAUAAAUUUGCAGAGCUAUUGAAAAAGUUGGAGGAUAUAUAUUCUCUCCAGGUAGAGACAAUUAUAUCAGAACUAAAGACCAAAUAUGUGUUUCCGCUCAUAAAGUUCUUUGAUAUUUCCAGCUCAGUUGAUCAGUCAUCUUCGCCUAUUGUAAAAUGCUAUGCCACUCUUUGGAAGAUUUUGCAAGAGGACUAUGAGUGGGUAAAGAAUCUUGAAUUUGGAAACAAGCAAGAUGGUGCUUCUAUAAUAGAUACAGACAUAUUUGAGAAUAGCACACAUGGUUCGUGUGCCGUUGAUAAUUUCCUUGAGUUGGUUGACUUUGUUGUAUUUUUCCACUCUAAGCUGCCCGAAGAGCCCUACUCAGCCACUGAGCCUACAGACCCCGUUUCUUGUUCUAAGAUACUAUUUGAUAAGCUUAUAUCCUAUAUUUCAGCAAAUUUUCAUUUUAAUGAUCAGGAAUCGUGCAUCCGACUGUUCAAAUUAAUUUCAAUUGGACAGUUCGCUCAGUACUCAAAGAGGCUGUUUGACCAUUGCUCAGAAGAGCUACUUCUAACCUUUACGGACAACCUGAAGGACAUUAAGCCUCUAGUUUGCGGAUAUUUUGAAUAUUUGGAAGAUCGAAAUUCAAAGAAAUACCCUGAAGUAUCAAGAAAACUUGCUGCAAAGAUCAACAGAAACGAGAAGGACAGGUACUUUUUCAAUCCGAUUAGAAAGCUAGUUUCGCGCAUCGAUCUUUUGGACAAUAUCCUGAUUAACUUUGUGCCAUGCCUAAGUGUAAAUGAGUGCAUUGUGCUGGAAAAUCUUGCACCCAAAAGCAAGUUUAAGACACAGGCUUUAAGGAAAUGUAGAAGCUCCAAGGGAACAGAAGAGAAUAUUACUUUUAUUUAA
Vittaforma corneae ATCC 50505 is the source of this 2112-nucleotide messenger RNA. RefSeq lists its product as uncharacterized. Gene Ontology annotation, molecular function: chromatin binding. NCBI's taxonomy places the organism in Eukaryota, Fungi, Microsporidia, Nosematidae. The record is from RefSeq and is a predicted model, not a curated record. The transcript has a single exon. The coding region runs from base 1 to 2112 and encodes 703 amino acids. Gene Ontology annotation, cellular component: chromatin; nucleus; cohesin complex. Gene Ontology annotation, biological process: sister chromatid cohesion.